Magallana angulata is the source of this 4319-nucleotide messenger RNA. Its product is annotated as nonsense-mediated mRNA decay factor SMG5-like. The transcript is spliced from 26 exons. Gene Ontology annotation, cellular component: telomerase holoenzyme complex. Gene Ontology annotation, biological process: nuclear-transcribed mRNA catabolic process, nonsense-mediated decay. The coding region runs from base 140 to 3430 and encodes 1096 amino acids. The record is from RefSeq and is a predicted model, not a curated record. NCBI's taxonomy places the organism in Eukaryota, Metazoa, Mollusca, Bivalvia, Ostreida, Ostreidae. Gene Ontology annotation, molecular function: telomerase RNA binding; protein binding; telomeric repeat DNA binding.
UCGUUCGGAACUCCUCUACAGAAACAACAUGGCGAAAGGUCUUCUGAAAAUGAAACUAUGACGGUAUAUCCAGACUCCCUCGAGCAGAGAUGACCUCUUGGGAUGCUUUGGUUGUCUCUGUCCAUGCAUUGCCAAAGAGAUGAAGAAGGCGACAGAAAAACCAGGCGAAUCAAAACCGGAUGUUGACAAAGCGAAACGUGUUUACAGGGCUGCAUUAGAUGCAAUAAAAAAGCUUGAUGAGAUAUUGAAGCAGAAGAAAGCAUAUAGAGAUGUAUUCUUGCAGGAUGCUGUGGGUCUCAGAAAUAAACUGAAAGAAUAUUGUGAGCGCUUGAUGUUCUAUAACCCAGUGGAUUAUGGGAGAAAAGCAGAGGAAGUACUGUGGAGGAAAGUGUUUUAUGAUCCGAUCCAGCUGGUCAAGAAAAAUAGAAGGCACCUGAGGUCGGGAAGCUCGUUAGAGGCCGCAUUCCGCACUCACCUGUCGGCCGCCACCGGCUACUACCACCACCUGAUCUUCCGGCUCCAGUCUGAGUUCAGUCUUAAGCUCCACAGAACCGUCGACUUCUUCCUAAUACCAGAAUCCAAAUCUGGUACGAAUGGACACAAGAAGUCGCUGAGUCAGGCAGUCAGGAGGAGGGAUGCCACCCCCGCGGUCCAGGACUGGGCCACCCGGGCCUGUCACCGCUGCAUGGUCUGCCUGGGAGACAUUGCACGUUACCAGCAAGAGUUUGAUAAAGGUGUCAGCAAAGCGGCAGCAGAGAGAUUCUACCAUCAGGCCAUUGCCCUGUACCCGGAUAAUGGGAUGCCCCACAACCAGCUGGGUACACUGAAGGGUUCCCGCUACUUCCAGUGUGAGGCUGCAUACCAUUACAUCAGAUGUAUGGUGUGUGAGAAAGCAUUUGACGGAGCGGAGGGUAAUCUGGACAGGCUGUUUGAGAAGAACAGGAAGCGGUUCCGAGAACUACAGCAAAACAACAGCCAGAACCUGCCCCCAGAGUUACAGAGGCAAUAUGAUGUCAAGUUUUUCCUGAUCCACUUUAUUCAUCUACUAGACGUGUUCUUUGAUGCGAACAGAAGCAUUGACCCAGCAGAGCUACAGGAAUGCUGUCAGUCGGCCCUGCAGAGUUUCAAUUUGUGCAUGUUUUACGAGCCAGUGGUGUACGCGGAGGAGGAGAACCGCGACGAGAACCUGCAGUAUCUGGACGAUGACCUGGUGUUUAAGCUGGUGGUGAUUUGUAUGUCCACCAUCCACCUACUGCAGAUCAGAGGUUCUAAACAAGUGACAGCGGCCAUAGCCUUCCUGUUAGCACUGUUCUCACACAUCCUGAACCAUGUGGUCAUUCGGCUUCGCAACGCCCUGUAUGAAAAAGAGAAUCCCAACAAACUACUGCACCAUGAGGAGGAACAGGCCACAGGUGAUGAAGAUUUGUCCGAUAUGGAGGCUGGAGAAGAUGGACCAUCCAAUGGACCGAAGAACGACCCUGACCCCUACCAAUAUCACAGCAGGAACAGACGGACAUCGGAGGCCACCCAGAACGGGGAGAGCAAGGAGGAAGAGAAGGGGGACGGCAGCAAGGUAGGGAAAAGUGGAAAAGUUAAAACCAUGAAGCGACGACGACAGCGGCGGAGAGGGAAUGAGAGUGACAGUUCGGACAUGUCUGAUGUGUCUGAUCUGAGUGAAGGAGGUGGGGAUUUGUCAGACCAGUUUUUGUCAGACGAGUCCGAGGAGGAAUUUGUAGGCUUCUUCACCAAUGACUCAGACUCGGAAAUCUCAGAUGAUCUCAUGGAGAGCCAGGAACUGGAACCCGGAUUUGCAUCCAAGUCUCCAUCCAGCAGUGCCAAGCCCACUCCGGACUCCAGCAUGACAAACCUGAACUCAAACAACAUGGAGCUGAUGAGUUCACAGACCAACAUCUGGUCAGCUGACUCGGACUCACUGGCUCAUCUGUCGUCCGAGUUGCUCUCAUCUUCUAUGACAUUGCUUGGACAGAACUUCCGCCUGGAGGCACAGAACAGUCGAAUCACGGAGAGAGAUGAGGCGGAAUUGGCUAACUGUGAAGAAGUUGUUCAGGGCAAGAAAGAGGUCCCUGUCCCUCCAGGUUUUGCAUUAUCUUCUGAGGCUAAACAUGUGGCUGAAAUCACCAGUAAAAUGGCCAACUUUGUGAUAGAGACAGACACUGAAGUCAGUGCUGGGCCCACAGAUACAGAAAUGUCAGGUUGUGAGGAUUCCACUACAGAGGCGGAGGACCAGGGCAGUUUAUCUGACUCCACAGACAGGACUGAGCUCGAGCACAGGCAGGUACAGAACCUGAUCGACGUCCUACAGACCGAGGGUCUAUUGCCUGUCGUCAAGGUGGUCUGUGAUUGGAUGAAAUGUAAUAAAGAGGUCAUCCUCACCUGUGCUCAGAGUUCCCAAUCCCUGUGGCACAGGCUGUCAGUGUUGUUGAAUAUUCUUCCAAAGGAGUCUGUGAUAGCUGGGCAUGAUCAGUGUUGGGUUGACCAGCUCAAGUCCACACUAAGUGCCACCGGUCAACCAGACUGGAGACAGACGUUUCCACUCACUGAGGACAUCAACCUGUGGCAGUUCUCUCCCUUGGCAGAGGCCCACGCAGGGAUAGAGUUUACGUCAAAGAGAAGGGGCCAGCUAAGUGAUAUACAAGAGUGCUUUUUGAGGACAGGCAGUCUGAGACACUUUGGUUACUACCUGUCAUCCCUGGAGAAUUUGACCUUUAUCUACAAUGAGGAGCAAAGUUUGUUCAUUGGUCCAUCACACACUGGAAAUGUGGAGGAAAACGAAAAGGAGGCAAUGGAUCGAGAGGCUGACGAGGAAAGCAGAAGAAACCAAUUGAUGAGAGACAUGGCCCAACUUCGAUUACAGGCAGAGGUCAGUCAGCUAGAAGGUUCUUUAGAGGCCACAGACACGCCCCACUUCCCUCCCUACCUGAUCCCUGACACAAGCUGUCUGUGUGAUAGUCUACACCUAGUCAAGCAGCUCACUCAGAGUGGGAAAGGCAUCCUGAUUAUUCCUAUAUCUGUGAUUGACACACUAGAUUUCCUGAAGAAAGAGUCGAUGGGUGCUCGGGAAGCCAUCCGGUGGCUGGAAGCAGAGUUCAGGAGAGGAAACCGGUACAUACGAGCUCAAAAAAGCAGCGAAAAGGUGCCUGAUCACAUGCCGAAAAACCUGAAGAAAAAUAAUCGGGAUCUGUGGAGUAUGUAUGAGAUCUUCUCCUGUGCGCGGUACUUGGCCCAGCAAGGGGAGAACAUCAGCUCUGGUCACAUGGUGGCCGUCUUGACCAGCAAGGACCUGGGACGAACCUCAGCCCCGCCCACAUUUCAAAAGUUGCUGGCAAACUGCCAUCAAGAUGGCAUCAGUAUGGAGAAGAUCUCGUCUUUUGCCAACAAGUGGUUAGACACUCUGAAGAGUAAAGGCUGAAUUCAGAAACAAGGAACAUGGCAGAAGCAGCCAGGAUUCAGAUUCAGAACGGAAAACAAAUUCCCUGUGAAUGAAUAAUAUUCAACUUGUGGAAAGGAUAAAGAAAAAGAAAAUACACCCAAUAUUCUUCAGAGUUGAGUGAAAGUGUGUGUGCUGCAUAUUGGUAGCGUGAGGGAAUAAGAAUUCCUUGUUGAAGGUUUUUUUGUUUGUUUUUUAAUAUAUAAUUAAAGGUAAUUCAAGUUUGCUUUAGCACAGAUUCACAAUUAAUUAUGCCGUGAACAGACCAGUACAGACAACAAUGCUGUGAUAACCAGAAUGGUGGACGCCACCAUUCGUCAUAGCUAUGGCUUGUGGUGUGUAAAAGAGCUGAGUGUCAAACAACUUUGAAAUAUUUAGGCAUUUAUUGUGUAUUGUAUAUAUAUGUAUAUACAGUCAUUAUAGUAUCUAUUCUAGUAGAUCAUAUCAGAAACCAAUUCUCCAUUUGCCCCAUUUCUUUUUCUCUCCCUCUUUCUCUAUCUCAUUUCUAAAAAAGGAAUUAAGGAAAAGUGCAGCAAUUGUCAAUAUAUAUUAUAAACUGUGUAAAAAGGUUCAUAGAAACAUUUUACUGGUAAAUGACUUUUUGGCACCAUCUUUUUUUUUAUUUUGUGUAGCAUUUCAUUGCUUAAAAGUAACUGCUUUACUUUGUAAGGGGAAAUGAAACAAACAACUUUAUAUGCAAUCCAAUUUAUAUUCACUGUAAAGUGAAAUGGUGUUUGCACACACUGUAUCAUUUUACCAGCUGAAUGGUGGAAAAGGUUCUAUUUAAAAAUCAAAUAUUGCUCUGAAAUUGUUAAAACUAGGAAUAAAUGUGGGAGAAUUUUCUUAUUCAAUAAAAGUGAUAGUGGUUCUA